AUGGCUUUACCGCCCUGCAUGGAUCUCAAACCAACUGGAGGUACUGGAAGCAUCUCCAAGGAAUCCCAGGAAGAUUUAAAUAAUUGUCAUGUCUUGCUUGUUGACUCCCAAAUUUCUUCUGGUGCUGCGUUCACAAUGGCAGUCGCUAUUUUGACGGAUCAUGGAAUCAAGCAAGAAAACAUUAGUUGUGUCAGUUAUAUCGCAUCUGAAAUCGGUCUUCGGCGAUUGUCCUAUGCGCACCCCAAAGUGAAAAUAGUUGUGGGCAAAGUGGAAAAAGAUGUCAAAAACCACUACAUUGAUAGUCUUUACUAUAGAACUUGA
Molecule: messenger RNA, 321 nt
Organism: Sugiyamaella lignohabitans
Lineage: Eukaryota; Fungi; Ascomycota; Dipodascomycetes; Dipodascales; Trichomonascaceae
Gene: URK1
Product: uridine kinase URK1
Exons: 1
Coding region: 1-321 (106 amino acids)
Source: RefSeq, a predicted model, not a curated record